CCUAAUUGCAGAAAAAAAGGGGUGAGGGAAAUGUGAGGAUAAUUUGCAGCGGACGUGGCUCUCUGUGGAGACAGUAGACGACGAAAGGGGAGAGCAGAGCUUGUUGAAGACAAUGAACUGCAAAGCAGCGCAUUUUCCUUCUCCAGCGUUAACAAUGAGGCAUCAUCCUCAUCCUCAUCCUCUUUUCUCCUCUUCAACUGCUGCUUUUCGUCCACUCCUAUUGCCUUGGACAAUGAGUGCAUCACGGAGAAUAUACUGUUGCUAUGGGCUGCAAACUGAUGCUUGUGCUGUUUCCAAUCUACCAAAAACACCCCUCAUCAACAAAACCUCCACAGGGUGGCGUGGAACACAAUCUUUAUCUUUAAAGCAACCAAUCAACAAUUACUCAAUGCCUUUGGGAGCAUUAUUGACAUCUAAAACUCAAGAUGUAUGUACUAUGCCUCUUACCGGUGAUGAGAAGAUAGGAGUCUUGUUGCUGAAUCUUGGAGGUCCAGAGACUCUUGAUGAUGUGCAGCCCUUUUUGUUUAAUCUUUUUGCUGACCCGGAUAUUAUUCGAUUGCCAAGAGUUUUUACUUUCCUUCAAAAGCCGUUAGCUCAACUUAUCUCUGUUCUAAGAGCACCCAAGAGCAAGGAAGGUUAUGCCUCAAUAGGUGGUGGCUCUCCUCUUCGACAGAUAACCGAUGCACAGGCAGAAGAGUUGAGGAAGGCACUUUGUGCAAAGAAUGUCCCAGCAAAGGUGUAUGUUGGUAUGCGUUAUUGGCAUCCAUUUACUGAAGAAGCUAUUGAACAGAUAAAAAGAGAUGGAAUCGCAAAGCUCGUUGUCCUUCCGUUAUAUCCACAAUUCUCAAUAUCCACUAGCGGUUCAAGCCUUCGAUUGUUAGAAAGCAUAUUCCGGGAGGAUGAAUAUCUGGUAAAUAUGCAGCACACAGUAAUUCCUUCCUGGUACCAGCGUGAAGGAUAUAUAAAGGCUAUGGCAGAUUUGAUUGAAAAAGAGUUAGGAACUUUUGAUUUCCCUGAUGAGGUGAUGAUAUUUUUUAGUGCUCAUGGGGUGCCGCUUGCUUAUGUGGAAGAGGCUGGUGAUCCAUACAAGGCUGAGAUGGAGGAAUGCGUGGAUUUGAUUAUGGAAGAACUAGAAAAAAGAAGGAUAACUAAUCCAUAUACUCUUGCUUAUCAGAGCAGAGUUGGGCCGGUGGAAUGGUUGAAACCUUAUACUGAUGAGACAAUCAUGGAGCUAGGGAAGAGAGGAGUAAAAAGUCUCCUGGCUGUCCCGAUUAGCUUUGUCAGUGAGCAUAUUGAAACAUUAGAAGAAAUUGAUGUUGAAUACAAAGAGUUGGCUUUAAAAUCUGGUAUAAAGAAAUGGGGACGAGUUCCUGCACUUGGUUGUGAACCCACCUUCAUUUCUGAUUUGGCUGAUGCUGUGAUUGAAAGUCUUCCGUAUGUUGGUGCCAUGGCUGUCUCAAAUAUUGAAGCUCGACAGUCUCUGGUGCCUCUUGGCAGUGUAGAAGAGCUGUUGGCAGCAUAUGACUCACAGCGUCGGGAGCUUCCACCCCCGGUCACUGUGUGGGAAUGGGGAUGGACAAGAAGUGCUGAAACAUGGAACGGGAGAGCAGCUAUGUUGGCCGUGCUAGUUCUGUUGGUAUUAGAAGUGACUACUGGUGAGGGGUUUCUGCACCAAUGGGGUAUAUUACCCUUGUUACACUGAGAAGACUCUCCCCUCCUGUCUGUAUCUUCUUUCUAUUGCCGUCUUUGCCCGCUGGUGUAUGGUACAAAAAGGAUAAAAGAAUAUGAAUUUCCAGGUAAAAGAAGCAAAAACAUCCAAGCUGAGUGAGAUACAGUGACCUAUAGUAGCCGCCGCCGCCCCUAUGUCUUUGAAUGGGUAAGAAUACAUGCAUCUCUACUACCAAGCAAGGAUGUAUUGUUGGAGGAUGCCACAUUGGAGCCCAACCCAGCAGCAGCUGGACAGAAGGGUGGGAUAGGUUUCUCCAUCCCUCCCUUCCCCUCGGUAACAAUAUAUAUAUACACACACUGAUUGGAUUGGGUUGGAUUGGAUAGGUGCCUUUAAGUUUUGAUUAUUUGCCAAAUCGUUUGUUGUGGACUUGGUCUGAGAGUACCAGUACGUGAUAUUCCUAUAGUCAGCAUUAACAAACUUCCUCUGUAAAUUAUUAGUCGACAAUAUGAUAUGAGCAUCAUUACGCUGCAACAAACUUUCAUCUUUAUUAUGUAUUUUUGUGGUCUUGUUACAUAAUUUGUUUACAUCCAUGUAUUAAUGUACCAAUAACAAAAAACAGGAAUCUAUUGUUACCUA
Messenger RNA from Diospyros lotus (date-plum), 2305 nucleotides. Its product is annotated as ferrochelatase-2, chloroplastic. The transcript has 10 exons. Gene Ontology annotation, molecular function: protoporphyrin ferrochelatase activity. Gene Ontology annotation, biological process: heme biosynthetic process. Bases 113 to 1702 code for a protein of 529 amino acids. Lineage: Eukaryota; Viridiplantae; Streptophyta; Magnoliopsida; Ericales; Ebenaceae. The record is from RefSeq and is a predicted model, not a curated record.